This is a messenger RNA of Spirodela intermedia, 4675 nucleotides long. Lineage: Eukaryota; Viridiplantae; Streptophyta; Magnoliopsida; Alismatales; Araceae. The record is from the annotation of a GenBank genome assembly.
AUGGCGUUUGCAGUUUCUACGUCGCUCGGCCACGCCGGAGUCGUCGGCAAGAUCGAAGAUGGGAGCUAUAUUGGCCUGAGGCAAUCUACCACUCGGAAAUUAAGCUUUUCUCUGUGCCGGAUCGGGGUUCGAGGUCACACUGCAAUUAGGGCAAGCGAGGACCGUUCCGCCUCUCUGAAAACUUCUGGAUUGACCAAUGAAGAAUGUGAAGCCGCUGCAGUGGCUGGAAACUUCCCUGCUCCCCCACCCUUUGUUAGACCCCGGGGGCCCCAGGGAACACCCAAAAUUACGCCCCUGGUGAGUCCUCCCUUCAGAAAUAUAUAUAUUUUUUCUCAUCGUUGAAAUUCCUUUGUCCUUUGCAUUCUGAAUUAGGCACAACUGAUGGCAUCUUAGUUCAUUUAAUGUGGAUUUUUUUGCUUUAAGAGAUGAAUAUUUUAAAGAAUAACUAGUUUUUUGGAAGAAUCCCUUCAAUCUCUUCAGCCGUAGAAUGGAGAUGAACAAAUCACUAGGGCUCCUCUUGUUUAGUGAUAUAUAGGAAGGCAUAAUCUUCGGUUCUUCUGUUUAUUGAACUUUUUGUCUGGGAAAAUUGGUUUAUGAUGUUAUUUUUUUCCCUUUCAUUUAAGGAUCUUAUCAAGCGACCUCGCCGUAAUCGGAAGUCACCUGCCCUUAGGGAGGCCUUCCAGGAAACUCAUCUAUCUCCUGCAAAUUUUGUGCUUCCCCUGUUCAUCCAUGAAGGUAGUGACUGAUUAAGUGAUCUAUAAAUUUAAAUAUGUUUUUUAUCCAUUCUUUUUAAUAGCUAAAUAGCAAUGAGGUUUUUAUUGUGCUGCAAUCUUCAUAUAUUUUGACCUUCCCAAGGCUAACCAAUCUUUGUUUAUUAUAAUUGAAGGUGAAGAGGACACUCCGAUUGGAGCCAUGCCCGGAUGCUUCAGGUUGGGUUGGAGGCACGGCCUUCUUGAUGAGGUAUUGGCAUCAACUGUUUCAUCAUUAUCCACCUAAAAUACUUUUUUAAUCAUAUUUUCUUGCGGAAUUCCGGGAUUAUCCAGAGUUAUUUAAGGUCAGGGAUAUUUAAGAAUUUAUCGUAAUUAUAAGAAUCGUUACUUUUAUGAAAAGAGAUAGUUGAUGAAAAACUGUUAAAGAUAAAAGCACAGGAGAGAGCAAAGGGAAAACGAAUAAGAAAGAAAAUAUCAUAUAUGAAAACUAUCCGGAGCUAAUGCAUUCCAGGGAAUUAUCAGAUAGCGCUUGUACUGCACCCCUUUGGACUGAGCUGUCGUAAACAAUACCACGAACUGAUCUUGCCUUGAAGAUCUUAUUAGGAGGAAAUGGAGAAAAUGAAGGAAACGUAGGUUGAGCGAAAAAGAUGACCAAUGAACGAACCAGCAGGAGACCUCAAGGUCUGUCUGUUUGAAGCUCUCGCUGGUAGGGAAGUUGAUAAUAAUGAUACUUUAUGUCUUCAGCAGAAGCGCCUGUGAAUGAACUAAAACUUGAGAUUUUGACAUGAGCUCUGAUUAGAGAUGGAAAAUUAAAGGAGACAAAUUGCUUUUGCACCUUGACAUUCUCAACCAAUUUACCAAUUUUCGAGGAUGAUUUUUUUUAUUUCUCAAAAUACCUGUUUUUUUAGUUGAAUGAGAUGGGUUCCGACUCUCCAUGAGAGUAACAUAGUGUGACGAAAUGCAUAUCAAAGAUGGGAAGGAAGAAGGUUGUAGUUCAGCCGGGUCUUCCAUCCAUCAUCUUCCCGUUCUUUAUCACACUUUCUUGGCGGUAUUGCCAGUGAAGAAAUCUUCCCAACUAUAUUCUAAUUAUUGAAGUGGGUGGUGAUUCAAUGUCUUACUGAGGCGGAAAGCUCCCUGAUUCAACUGGACAGUCACAUAAAAUGCUCAUCAUCUAUGUCCCGCCAUGUCAUUACUAGUCAUUAACACUCUUGGGUAUUAAACACUGAUGCUUAUGCAAGAAAUAAAGUUAUUUAAUGUGCUCAAGAUGUGUAUCUACCCAUUGGUUCGAAUGAAGCUUGAUGAAUGGUAUAAUAAAAGUUUCCCUUGUGAACAAAUAGCGCCUAAGAUUAUCUUAUGCAGGUUUACAAAGCCCGAGAUGUUGGCAUCAACAGCUUCAUACUCUUCCCCAAAGUUCCUGACGCACUGAAGGUAGCAUGAUUUUUAUCCUUAGUCCGGUCUCCCUCGCAUGUAUCAAAGUUUGAAAUAAAAUCAAUCCACAUUUUCUAUGCAGACUCCAACCGGGGACGAAGCAUAUAAUGACAAUGGUCUUGUCCCACGCACCUUACGCUUGCUCAAGGACAAAUUCCCUGACAUUGUGAGCGUGCAGCCUCAAAUUUGUGCCCCACAUAUUUAACUCAAUUUGAUGCCGCAGUUCGUGGAGUUCAUAGAUGCUUAUUUCCAGGUUAUCUACACGGAUGUUGCAUUGGAUCCCUACAACUCCGACGGCCAUGAUGGCAUUGUGAGGGAAGAUGGUAAGUUUUUUUCUUUGGCAGGGUGAAUUCGGAAUCAUCUCUGCAGGAUGAUUUGGCUUGUAGAUUAAAAUUAUACUUUCCCCUUUUUUGCUCGCAAAAAAUACUUGAUACCGAUUUAUGUAGAAUGAACUGGAUAAGUGGAUUUUUUUUAUGAGUUUCGUUCUGUUUCAUAGUUUUUACAAUUAAAAUGAUUUCAAGCAUGACUGAGAGUCUAUGCUCACAAUAGAACAAACAAGAUUUUGGUUAGAACAUUAAAAUAAUGAAAAGGAGGAUGCUAUUUUGGUGGUCAUAUCUUCAUCAAAAAGGUCUGUUUAAACUUGACCAUGUGGCCAAAUCUGCAGCCCUUCAACAGUUCUAGGGGAAAAGGACUAUUUUUUUUCCAAUGCUGAUUAAUCCACACAGCACAGCCCAUCGUUCAGUUUGUUUCUACGUGAAAAAGAUAGUUUCGACAAGUUAUUUUUCCAGUCUCUAGGUUUUACUUAAUCUCUUGGCCGUUCAGUCUGAUUCCAUGUGAAAAAAAAAACUUGAACGUAAUAUUGUUCCAGUUUCUGGCUUUUAUCUGUAUCUACAUUGUUAGAAGAGCUUUAAUGCGGUCCAUAUAAACUUGUUGGUAUCUUGGUUGUCAGGUUAAUUAACAUUUAUUUUCCCUUUUCAGUAAAUAAGUCAUUACUGCGGUCCCUUAUCAAAAGCAUUGCAAGUAGAUACAUGUACUGACAAUAUUUCUUGAACUGGCUUCAGGGGUCAUCAUGAAUGACGAGACAGUUCAUCAGCUAUGCAAGCAAGCUGUUUCUCAGGUGAUCCGAGCGUAGUAGUUCCUCCCUAGCCUCUGAUUUGUCAAACCCUUCCUUCAAGCAACCUCUGGUUCAUGGCCGUUCUAAGUACUCUUUCCUAUCUUGGUCAACGCUUGCUGGAACUAGGCUCGAGCAGGGGCCGACGUUGUGAGUCCCAGCGACAUGAUGGACGGGCGCGUUGCAGCAAUUCGAGCGGCUUUAGAUGCCGAGGGAUUCCACGACGUAUCAAUCAUGUCUUACACUGCAAAGUGAGCCUCUGCUUCUCUCUCUCUCUCUCUCUCUCUCUCUCUCUCUCUCUCUCGCUAAAAUCUUCUCACUCAUUUUGAGCGAAAUCGAAAACGGCAUCUUUAACCUUCUCCAAACUAUUCUUUCGAAACAGGUAUGCAAGUGCAUUCUACGGUCCAUUCAGAGAGGCUCUCGAUUCAAAUCCUCGCUUUGGUGACAAGAAAACGUGAGCACCAUCAGCCUUCAUUGGUCCCUCUCUCUCUCUCUCUCUCUCUCCUCUUCCCAAUUUUUUUAUGUUGUUUAUGAUCAUUUUCUCCUUCAUCUAGGGAAAAAAUAAAUGAUCGGUGUUGCUUAUAGUUUUUUUAUCCUCUUAUCUUGGUAAACCAAAAAAAAAAAAAAAACAGCUAUCAGAUGAACCCAGCGAAUUUCCGGGAAGCCCUGAUAGAAACGCACGAGGAUGUGGCCGAGGGUGCUGAUAUCCUUUUGGUGAGUCCCUGCAUUUAGUAAACAUUUACUGUUCAUCUUGAAGAAUUUUGAAGAGCAUGAUCGGUCUGGGUCUGUGUUGAGAAAAUUUUCUUAUUUUGGCAACAGGUUAAACCAGCUCUACCCUACCUGGAUAUUGUGCGGCUUCUCCGACAAAACUCUGCUCUACCCAUUGCGGCUUAUCAGGUACCUCAGUUGUCUUCCACGUCCCCGUUGACUUCUACGCUGACACUUGAGGAGGAUUUCAUCUCCCUCCCUUUCUCUCUCAUUUGAUUUAAAGAGGAUUCGCCGCCUCGCGGCGGAUCCUUGUUGGUCGUUCACUCAGGGAACCUAUCUUUUGUUCUCCGGCAUCUUCCAAGCGAGAGUCAACCUUGAGUGGUUCAUGGGCCACAACCUCUUCACCUUUAUGCUUCAUUCAUCCCGCUCUGGAUAUAUCUUGAUCCGACUUUCUGAUCCAUUAUUUUCCUCCAAGGGCCCCGUUCUACAUGUUCUUACGCCCGAGCUUGUUCUCGAUUCGUUUCCUCAUCCAUGGCGGUCGAUCUCCUCUCAGGUCUCGGGGGAGUACUCCAUGAUUAAAGCCGGCGCUGUUCUGAAGAUGAUCGACGAGGAGAAGGUGAUGAUGGAGUCGCUGAUGUGCAUAAAACGCGCCGGCGCCGACGUCAUCCUCACUUACUUCGCUCGCCAGGCGGCGAAUGUUCUCUGCGGGAUGAAGUAG